AUGGAGGUCACAUACACUGUCUUUCGUGGAGGGCCAGAGGGCAAGAUCUCCCAAGAUAAAGUCACUCGAGUUCUCCAAGAUCACGAAGUCUUCAUCGAGACCACGCAUUCCGGACUUUGUGGUACCGACGAGCAUUACCUCAAGUGUGGUCAGGUGUUGGGGCACGAAGGAAUAGGCAUUGUUCGCCAAGUUGGCAGUUGCGUGCAAUCGGUCCAGCGUGGUGAUCGUGUCGGCUUUGGAUACACCCACGAGAUAUGUGGAGUUUGCGAUAAUUGCGCCACAGGUUGGGACCAGUACUGCAGGAACCAGAAACAAUACGGCUUCCACGACCUCGAUAACGGGACCUUUAGCCACAACGCAGUUUGGGACGCAAAGUGCGUGUACAAGAUUCCGGAUGGCUACAAGUCUAUAUACGCGGCGCCGUUGAUGUGCGCUGGAGCUACCGUGUGGACUGUCUUGAGCGAGUAUGGUGUGCUCCCAACCCAGAGAGUUGGUGUUAUGGGUAUCGGGGGACUUGGACACCUUGCUAUCAAGCUUGCUGCUGCCAUGGGAUGUGAAGUUGUAGUCCUGUCCAGCUCGGAAACGAAGCGCCAGGAGGCUAUGGAUUACGGCGCCAGCGAAUACCACGCCUUCCGUUGUGGUGACAAGCCUCCUGUGAACUUCAAGCCCCUAAAGCAUCUACUCUUGUGCGGUAGCGCUUCUGUCGACUAUCUGAGCCUCAUCCCACUGAUGGAUACUCACGGCAGUAUUUACCCCUUGACGGUAGCGUUUGAGCCCGUGCCGAUUCCCCUUCUUGAUUUGGUAUGGAAAGGAGUCAAGAUCCAGGGCUCGCUAGUGGCUUCAAGGCACAGCAUUCGUACCUUAUUGGACUUUGCUGCUCGUAAGAACAUAAAACCGACCAUUGUGACGUUCCCACUUGAUGCAUAUGGUAUCGAAACUGCUAUGCAACAGCUAAGGGAAGGACAAAUUCGAUAUCGAGCGGUUCUUAUCCGCAGUAACAACGAGGAAUGGACAAGAGAGUACCAAGCAACGGUGCAGGAAGUCAAAGAAACGAAUUGCAAGGUUGAAUUGAACGGUAAGAGGAGGGUUGACAUUAAUGGUGCAGUAAACGGCAAGCAUAAGAUUACAAUGAAUGGUGAAGAGAAUGUUGCAAUCAAUGGCCAAGAGAAGAUUGAGGUCAAUGGUCGAAGGAAGGUUGAAGUGAAUGGCGGAGGGAUGGCGUAG
Clonostachys byssicola is the source of this 1224-nucleotide messenger RNA. The record is from the annotation of a GenBank genome assembly. Lineage: Eukaryota; Fungi; Ascomycota; Sordariomycetes; Hypocreales; Bionectriaceae.